CGAGCGCGUGGUAGCCACAUCCCACCCAAUCCUUUGGCCCCACGGUCUACCUCCCUACUAUCGGCCCUUGUGAAUGAGGGGUUUAGAGAACUUAACAUCUGGUACGACGGGUCGACUGAACCCUCUCGACAUCUGAGGAGUUUUGAAAACAUGGCGGUAUUGCACCGCUACAAUGAUCCUGUUCAAUGUCGAGCAUUCCUGACGACUCUGCGAGGACCUGCGCAAGACUGGUUUCAUCAAUUGCCCCCGGGAGCCGUCAGGGACUUUGACGGAUUUAGUUCAAGUUUCCUGAAUCAAUUCGCAAGUGUAAAGGCCCAAGAAAAGUCUUACCUUACCCUGAUAGGCAUGCAACAGAAAGAAGGAGAAUCAUUGAGGGAUUACGUGGCAAGAUACACUCGAGCAUGUGUCGACGUCCCCUCAGCCACUGAGGAAAUCAAAUCGGGGGGACUCACUAGAGGACUCCUCCCGGGAUUGUGCAGAAAUUCCUUGGUAAAACGACUCGGGAGGACGUUUGAUGAGGUCCUAGGAAGGUGCGCCAAAUACAUGAAUGUCAAGGAAGCCGAAGCCGACUUUUUGCAAGCGGCUAAAGCAAAGACUGAAUCCAGGGACGAGAAGAAGGAUAAGAAACCAAUCACGUCGGGAGAAAGGAAAGGAUCCCCGAAGUCAGAAAGGGAGGGGCGAUCAAGGGGAUGGAGGACAACUCAAUAUACCCCCCUGUUGGCUUCGAAUACAAGGAUAUUGGAGAGAAGCAAGAGCCCUCGCAAGAGAGCGAGGACACCCGACAAGGAGGAGCUCCCUCAGAAAAGAGGAAUAAUUUAUAUGAUAUUCGGAGGACCGACUGAUGGAGAUUCAAACCGGGCCAGAAAGGCAUAUGCUCGAGGCCGCCACGGAAAAAUUGAAAUGCAACAGGUUGAGGAAAACGGUCCAGUGAUGAAUUUUGGGCCAGCAAACAUGGGGGAGGUCGAGAGACCUCACAAUGAUGCUCUAAUGAUCACUGCUCAAAUAUCAGGCUAUGAAGUGCAGAGGAUCUUUGUCGACACGGGAAGCUCAGUGAAUGUGAUCUUUUACAAUUGUCUUAAACGGAUAGAACUCGACAUCGAGCUUGCACCCCUGCACACCUCACUUUUUGGAUUUAAUGGAUCGGAAGUCACACCCCUAGAAGAAACCAUGCUCGUUGUCGUCCUCGGGGAAGACGACUUGAGGAAAGUAAAGAUGGUGCGAUUUGUUGUAGUCGACGUCGAGUCGGCUUAUAAUGUGAUUCUAGGAAGGCCAGCGCUCAACGCAUUCCAGGCG
This is a messenger RNA of Striga hermonthica, 1293 nucleotides long. Lineage: Eukaryota; Viridiplantae; Streptophyta; Magnoliopsida; Lamiales; Orobanchaceae. The record is from the annotation of a GenBank genome assembly.